AGCAAACUUUAUAAUUUUUUUGCAUCGUUUCUUGCAAUAUUUCCACUUUUUUUAUACAAAUACCAUGAAAACUACUGUGGUUGUUGCUCCCACUAAGAGCAGUCAUUUUGUGACCAAGCCCUGCUGUAACUCUCACACGCGGCUUUUUGACUCUGCCAUGGCUCCCGCGACUAUCGACGACGACAUCGACACAGUUAUCGAGUACCCGGAAACCGCUCAAAGCCGGCUCGAGUACAUUUCGCCCAAGACUGGCCGGCCGGUCACCAAGUUCCAAUACCGCGUGUACGAUGCUUGCCGCCAGAUUCCCAAGGGCUCGUUCACGACGUACAAGGCCAUGGCGGAUUUCCUGGCCACUGGGUCACGCGCAGUUGGUAACGCGCUAUCCAAGAACCCGUUCUGCCCGCUGCCCAUCCCUUGCCACCGGGUAAUCACAUCGGACUAUUAUAUCGGUGGGUUUAGCGGAGACACGACUAGCCUGAUAUUUUUCAAAAAGGCAAAGCUUGAAAAGGAAGGCCUGAGGUUUGACGACAAGGGGUUUGUGGCGGCGUCGUUGCAGCAGAGACAGUUUUUCAAUGAAUUUUGCGAGUAAUGCGUCUUUUUGUUUUAGUGAAGUGGGGAAUGAAUUAAGAAAUAAAAAACAAUUUUACA
Kickxella alabastrina is the source of this 648-nucleotide messenger RNA. Its product is annotated as 6-O-methylguanine DNA methyltransferase. Gene Ontology annotation, molecular function: methylated-DNA-[protein]-cysteine S-methyltransferase activity. Bases 65 to 589 code for a protein of 174 amino acids. The transcript has a single exon. Lineage: Eukaryota; Fungi; Kickxellomycota; Kickxellomycetes; Kickxellales; Kickxellaceae. The record is from RefSeq and is a predicted model, not a curated record. Gene Ontology annotation, biological process: DNA repair.